UGUUUGUACUUACAGAUCUCGUUGCUUCCUGAUUAGCUCGAUUAGCUGCUAGGAUUGAAUAGUUUAAAGAACCAUCGGCCGCCUCUUGAGGAUGAUGGGUUUAGGUUAGGGUUAGGGUUAGCAAAUAACAGGAGCCCUAGUAAUGGGCUCCUGCAAAUAAACAACUUCCAGUGCUCUUCGUCACAAACCAAAAAUAUUUUGCCUCCUCUUCUCAACCGCACAAAUGAUAAAUGAUGGUGUGGGGGCAAUUAACGUCAACAUAUGCACAGAUAUCAACUGUUCAUGGAACGAGUGUAGACGCAUUGAUUUCUCAAAUCAAUCAAUUAUCGACUGACUAGGCUCUUUCAAACUUGCGCGAGGUUGCCCAAUUCGAAAUUUCAUAAAUAUUGGUCAGCGGCUGCCAAUCGAAAACACGAGGGACCAAGAUGGCGGAUCAGGUAGGAAAGGAGAACAGUGGUAAAGUAAAGCAUAUUGUGGCAGAUUCGGCCGCGUUUUUGAAAAAUGCACCGCUUCAUUAACUGUGUGAAAAUGUUUAUGCAGUUGAAGAUGUUGUUACUGAGAUAAGGGACGCUGCAACUAGACAGCGUUUGGCUGUGUUGCCUUACAAAAUCAACUUUAAAGAACCGUCAACCGAAGCAAUACAUGCGGUGACUGAAUUUGCAAAGCAGACAGGAGAUUUCCGAAGUCUUUCAGCCGGUGACCUCAGGGUGCUGGCUCUUACUUAUCAAUUAGAAAAGGAACACUGUGGCAUUGAUCACAUCAAGACCAAACCCACCAAACAGGUAGAGAUAACUCAAGGAUUUGCAGGAAAGACAGUCCCAGGCUUCUUUGUGGAAAAGAAGCCAAAAGGGGAAGGUGAAGAAACUGAGCUGAAAGGCCAAAGUACAGUGUGCAACACAAUACAGAGUUGCCAAGCUGGCGACAGUGACACAGCUACUGAAACAGAUCAGCAACAGAACAAUACAUCAAAUACAAGUCAUGGAUUUGAGAAAAGCUCCAUUGAUAUUUCAAGAACUGAAAUAAGCACAGAUGCUGCAACUGAUAAAAACAACGUUGACUCUACUGCACAAGAAAUUACAACUGGUAUAGAGAUGCUGACAACAAAUAAUCCUACAUUAAAUGACUCUAGAGAUGAUGAUGAGGGAUUUGAGGAAAACUAUAACAAUGUUUAUGGAGAGGAUGAAUUGGGCAGUGAAAACGAGGAGGAUUAUGACCAUGAAAAUGGUGACGAGGACAAUGAUGAUGAUGAUGAUGACAACGGUUGGAUUACACCUGAUAACAUUAAGCAUAUUAAGAAUCAGAUGGCAAAAGGAACUCUGGAUGCUUUGCCAGCAAAUGUGACUGUAGGCUGCCUUACAACUGAUUUUGCCAUGCAGAAUGUGUUAAUUCAGAUGGGUCUUCAUGUGAUAUCACUGGAUGGUAUGCUGAUCAGGGAAGCACGCAGUUAUGUGCUGAAAUGCUAGGCUUGUUUUAGAGUAACAAGUCAGCUGGAGAAAAAGUUCUGCCCAUCGUGUGGAAAUAACACUUUGGUGAAGGUGUCUGUGAGUGUUGAUGAGGAUGGUGUGACUCAUUACCAUCUACCAAACAGAAAGAAACCGUUUAACAUUAGAGGAAAAAAGUUCCCCCUCCCUCGGCCCCAAGGCGGUCGCCAUAGUAACAACCCAAUCCUUACUGAGGACCAGCCCCGUGCUCAGCAUCGUCUUCCGCGGAAAAAAGAUAACAUGAAUGUAUUUGAUCCGAAUUACAUCGCGCGUAGCUCGCCAUUCGCUGCUAAAGAUGUCACAAGUCGCGCCUCGCAACUUGGUUAUCACGUGAAAGGUGCUCAAGAUUAUCACAAUCGACGGAAUCCAAAUGAGGUCAGGAAAAAAUCUGGGCGGAGAAAGAAGUAAAGAGGUUGUAAUCAAUUUUUUAUCCUUUAUGUUUAAAAUACGAGCGAGUGUUCAGUUGUGCGUUUCUAACCGCACAUUUUUUCCUAAGUAAUGUGUACAAGCUGAGCUGAAAAUCCUGAAUAAAAAUACAUCCUCGUAAUCAGAGA
Molecule: messenger RNA, 2035 nt
Organism: Stylophora pistillata
Lineage: Eukaryota; Metazoa; Cnidaria; Anthozoa; Scleractinia; Pocilloporidae
Product: RNA-binding protein NOB1-like
Biological process (GO): maturation of SSU-rRNA; ribosomal small subunit biogenesis
Cellular component (GO): preribosome, small subunit precursor
Molecular function (GO): RNA endonuclease activity
Source: RefSeq, a predicted model, not a curated record